CGCCACUCACCACCCGCAACUCCGCAAGGCAGCGACCGUAUCCCCAGCAGAGCUGGCGGCGGCGGCCGCACUCGAAACCGGGGGUGUUCGGGACUCCAUGACGAUGCGGUCCGCCGCGAAGCACGCGCUGCUGACACAACCACUGGCGCCCGGCAGCCCUGGCGCCUUCCUCCGGGGCCGGUUCUCGCCGCUCAGCCCCGGGGCGCGGCCGUGCCGAGCGGCGAGCUCCGCCUCCGUGCCGGCAGCAGGAAAGCACCUCCCUCCAUUGUUCAGCGUCGCGCCGAUGAUGGACUGGACGGACAACCACUACCGGACGCUCGCGCGGCUCAUCUCGCGGCACGCGUGGCUCUACACGGAGAUGGUCGUCGCCGAGACUAUUGUGCACCAGAAGGAUAACUUGGAUAGGUUUCUAGCAUUUCCUGAGGAACAACAUCCUAUUGUGCUGCAAAUUGGUGGAAGUAAUCUGAAAAAUUUGGCGAAGGCAACUGAACUGGCAAAUGCUUAUUCAUAUGAUGAGAUCAACCUAAACUGUGGCUGCCCCAGCGGUAAAGUUGCUGGUCACGGUUGCUUCGGUGCUCGAUUAAUGUUCGAUCCAGAGUUUGUAGGGGAUGCUAUGUCAGCUAUUGCAGCCAAUUGUGAUGUCCCUGUCAGUGUUAAAUGCAGAAUUGGUGUUGAUGAUUGUGACUCUUAUGAAGAAUUAUGUGACUUUGUAGAUAAAGUUGUGUCAAAUUCACCAACUAGGCAUUUCAUCAUUCAUGCUCGGAAGGCAUUGCUUAGUGGCAUCAGUCCUGCAGAGAAUCGGAAAGUUCCUCCAUUGAAAUAUGAGUACUAUUUCGCUUUGUUGCGGGACUUCCCAGAAGUAAAGUUUACUCUAAAUGGAGGUAUAACAACUAUUGAUCAAGUUAGUGCAUCCAUAAGACAAGGUGCACAGGGAGUUAUGGUUGGCCGGUCUGCUUACAAUAAUCCAUGGAACAUGCUAGGGCAUGUGGAUAGCGAAAUCUAUGGCAAGCCAACAAGAUGCAUUUCUCGUCGUCAGAUCCUCGAGAGCUACCAGUUUUAUGGUGAUUCAAUUAUUGGACGGUAUGGCCCCAGUAGGCCAAACGUGAGACAACUUGUCAAGCCGUUGUUACACUUGUUCCACUCAGAACCUGGCAACAACCUGUGGAAACGCAAAUCUGACUCUGCAUUGCGCUAUUGCAAGACAGUCAAAUCAUUCUUGGAGGAGACUCUUGACGCAAUACCGGACACUGUUCUUGACAAGCCAGUAACCAGGGAACAAUCUGUUGAGAAAAAAUAUUUUGCUGAUGUUGAUUCUCUGUUGCCACCAAGAUAUACAACACUGACUAACUGUACCUACGGAAGUCCAGAACUUGCAACCGCAUCCGCUUGAGCAACCGGAGGUUUGAGGGAAGAUGGACAAGGCGGGAACAUGCAAGCCUGCAAAAUUGUUGUUAAUUUAUACCUCAUAGUCGUAGCUAUACUAUCAGUUGUAAGUUGUAACUGUAACCACUUCAACUAGAAAAUAUGUCAACUGUCUAAAGUUGCAUUGUUGCAAUGCCAAUUGUCAAUCUGUCAGCUAAAAUGCGGCAAACUGGAAAUUGUAGUGUAUGUGCGCCAUUUUCUGCCCGAGAUUGUUAACCGUCUA
Molecule: messenger RNA, 1645 nt
Organism: Setaria italica (foxtail millet)
Lineage: Eukaryota; Viridiplantae; Streptophyta; Magnoliopsida; Poales; Poaceae
Product: tRNA-dihydrouridine(20/20a) synthase
Exons: 12
Coding region: 98-1390 (430 amino acids)
Biological process (GO): tRNA dihydrouridine synthesis
Molecular function (GO): flavin adenine dinucleotide binding; tRNA dihydrouridine synthase activity
Source: RefSeq, a predicted model, not a curated record